Molecule: messenger RNA, 2470 nt
Organism: Octodon degus (degu)
Lineage: Eukaryota; Metazoa; Chordata; Mammalia; Rodentia; Octodontidae
Gene: Polh
Product: DNA polymerase eta
Exons: 11
Coding region: 189-2321 (710 amino acids)
Biological process (GO): error-prone translesion synthesis; response to radiation
Cellular component (GO): nucleus; replication fork; site of double-strand break
Molecular function (GO): damaged DNA binding; DNA-directed DNA polymerase activity
Source: RefSeq, a predicted model, not a curated record
ACUCCGCGGGAGCGGUCUGUGGGCUGCUUGAAGGAUUCUCCUGAGGGAGAGGGACGAAACUCUCAAGACUAUUGCCCUGUCCUCGGAAGGGUGUGGAGACAUGCUAGAUUCCUUCUUUUCCUCCGGUGAACCCUGAGCCCUGUGUCCGUCGUCGGCAACUUUGGUAAGGUGUUUGUCGCCUCGAAGACAUGGAUACUGGACAAGACCGAGUGGUUGCUCUUGUGGACAUGGACUGUUUCUUUGUUCAAGUGGAGCAGCGGCAAAAUCCUCAUUUGAGAAAUAAACCUUGUGCAGUUGUGCAGUACAAAUCCUGGAAAGGUGGUGGAAUAAUUGCUGUGAGUUAUGAAGCUCGUGCAUUUGGGGUCACUAGAAAUAUGUGGGCCGAUGACGCUAAGAAGUUAUGCCCAGAUCUUCUACUGGCACAAGUUCGUGAAUCCCGGGGGAAAGCUAAUCUUACCAAGUACCGGGAAGCCAGCGUUGAAGUGAUGGGGGUGAUGUCUCAUUUUGCUGUGAUUGAACGUGCCAGCAUUGAUGAAGCUUAUAUAGAUCUGACCAGUGCUGUGCAAGAGAGACUACAGAAGCUACAAGAUCACCCUAUAUCAGUGGACUUGUUGCCAACCACAUAUGUCGAAGGUUUGCCCCAAGGCCCUACACCAGCAGAAGAGACUGUUCAGAAAGAAGAGAUACGUAAACUAGGCUUACGCGAGUGGCUCAGUUCUCUUCAGAUUGAUAACACCGCUUCUCCAGACCUGCAGCUCACCGUGGGGGCAGUGAUUGUGGAGGAAAUGAGAGCAGCCAUUGAAAGGAAGACUGGAUUUCAGUGUUCAGCUGGAAUUUCACACAAUAAGGUCCUGGCAAAACUGGCCUGUGGACUGAACAAGCCCAACCGCCAGACCCUGGUCUCUCAUGGGUCAGUCCCACAGCUCUUCAGCCAAAUGCCUAUUCAAAAAAUCCGAAGUCUUGGAGGAAAGCUAGGAGCCUCUGUCAUUGAAGUCCUAGGUGUGGAAUACAUGGGUGAAUUGACCCAGUUCACUGAAUCCCAGCUUCAGAAUCAUUUUGGAGAGAAGAAUGGGUCUUGGCUAUAUGCCAUGUGCCGAGGGAUUGAACAUGAUCCAGUUAAACCCAGGCAGCUACCCAAGACUAUUGGCUGUAGCAAAAACUUCCCAGGAAAAACAGCUCUGGCUACUCGGGAACAGGUCCUGUGGUGGCUUUUGCAGUUAGCACAGGAGCUGGAGGAAAGACUGACCAAAGACCGGAAUGAUAAUGACAGGGUAGCCACCCAACUGGUUGUGAGCAUCCGUGUGCAAGGUGACAAACGUCUGAGCAGCCUGCGCCGCUGUUGUGCCCUCACCCGCUAUGAUGCUCAAAAGAUGAGCCAGGAUGCGUUUGCAGUCAUCAGAAACUGUAACACUUCUGGAAUCCAGACUGAAUGGUUCCCUCCCCUCACAAUGCUCUUCCUCUGUGCUACAAAAUUCUCUGUCUCCGCCCCUGCAUCUUGCACAGAUAUCACUGCCUUCCUGAGCAGUGACUCAGGUUCUCUGCCAAAGGUGCCAGUCACAAGCUCAGAAGCUAAGACCCAAGGAAGUGACUCAGUAGUGACACCCAUCAAGAAAGCAACAACGUCUCUGGAAUCAUUCUUCCAAAAAGCUGCGGAGAAGCAGAAAGCUAAAGCAGCUUCAUGUUCAUCUCUUACUGCUGUUACCCAAACCUCCAAGAACAAGUCACCAUUGAAGUCCCCAUUACUUUUCCAGACUAGUCAGACAUUGGGCGUAGAGCCCUUCUUUAAGCAGAAAAGUAUGCUUCUAAAACAGAAGCAGCUCAAUUCUUCAGUGUCUUUUCCUCCACAGAACUCACAGAUCAACUCUAAAGGAUCACCCAACUGUUUUCCAACAGAGCAUUCAGAGGGUGCCCCUGUUUGUGACAGAGCAUUGAAGUUAGACUCUUCUAAGGCAGUUUCUCCAGAGGAGGAUUUGACACAGAAGAGCCCAGCCAUGCCUUCCUUUUCAGCUCUCAAGUCUCUUGAGGUGGCUCCAAUGGCAGUAGCUACCUCUGAUCUUUUAACUGCUGAGGACCAGCUGCCCUGUGACAAGUGCAGUUCCCUGGUUCCAGUGUGGGAGAUGCCAGAACACAUGGACUAUCAUUUUGCAUUAGAGUUGCAGAAGUCCUUUCUGCAGCCACAGUCUUCAGUCCCCAGGGCUGUUCCAGCCAUGUCUUCUCAAGGGAAAAGAAAUCUCAGGAGCCCCAUGGCCUCUAGUAAUAAGCGCCCCCGGCCUGAGGGCAUGCAGACAUUAGAAUCAUUUUUUAAACCAUUAACACAUUAAUGCUGCCCUUAGGCUUGCUGUAGGUUUUAAUAUUUUGUCUAUAACCUAGGAGAUGGAAAUACAUUCAUUAUUCAAGGAUAUCAUAAUGAUGAAAUUUUUAAUACCAAAAAAAAUCCAGAAAAUGCUGAUGAAAUUUUAAAUUUUAUUAA